Molecule: messenger RNA, 639 nt
Organism: Nyctereutes procyonoides (raccoon dog)
Lineage: Eukaryota; Metazoa; Chordata; Mammalia; Carnivora; Canidae
Gene: CCDC195
Product: coiled-coil domain containing 195
Exons: 3
Coding region: 1-639 (212 amino acids)
Source: RefSeq, a predicted model, not a curated record
AUGGAAGCUAACAUCCAGUUCAUGAGAAUUAUCCAGGAAAUGCGAGCAGAGAUCAACAAGCUGGAGAAAGAGAAUCAAGUCCUUCGGAUGAAGCUGACUUCAAGUAGUCAGAGAACCCCAGGCCCCAGCAGAGAAUCAGGAGAUGAAAGGGAAGAGGAAGUCACAUACCUUGGUAACCUUGAAAAAGCAUCUGAAAAAUCUCCUGCAACUCUUCACGGUGGUGCUUCCACUGGGGCAGCUCCAGCUGUGCACGAACACCAAGACAAUGUCAUGAUUGUUAGACGCUAUUCCAUUUCCUCACCUAUUCAUUCAUUUACUGCAAAGGAUCCUCGGAAAGGUGGGGAAAGACACCCCAAGAGUGGGAUUCUAGAAGCUCAGAGAAGAGUUAAAUCACUGGCAUGUUCUUCAGUUAAGAAGCAAGACAAUGAAGAAGAGAUGUUUGUAGCAGAUUCUUUGACCAGCACGAGUUCCAACCAAAGAGCUUCUCCUGAGCAUGUUUUUGGUCAGGUAACCAGGGACAAGAUAAAGACAGUCAGUUUCCUGUUACCCAUGGAUGUGUCUUCAUAUUCCAGAAAUUCAAGUUCUUUGAAAUGUUCACCAAAUCAAACCAAAAACCAGCUAAGUACCAUCACAGAAUAG